GGGUUGCAGGAGGCGCAGGCCGAGAUGCUCGCCGACGUCUCGUCCGCGGCGGUGUUUAGGCUGAGUAAUUUCGAAUCCGGGACGCUGCGCACGGCCUUGCGCGUGCGGGGGCAGUGGGCCGAGUGGGCGGGCCGGCAAGGGCAGCCGGCGACGAGUCUGGCGCGGCAACCCAUGGCAGUCGCCGAGUUCGUGCAUAAGCUCUCGAUCGCACGGGCGUCCGGCGUCAGUGGAACCGUAGCACCGCCGGCCCAGGCCACUGUCGUCGAGUCCGAGAUGAUUUACCAUGUGAUCGAUUUCCUGGAUGGCGCGAGAACGCCUGGGCAAGUCAUGCUCGCGGCUGGGAUGCUGGCGGUGGUAUUCGCGUGGGUGAGGUACACGCACCUGCUGCGCUCUAGGCGGCUAGGUGGCGCGCGGUCCGCCGCUGACGCCUUGUGGGAUGGUUGGCACAAGUUGGCGGCGCGGGAAGAUCGAGCAGGAAGGGCUGUGCCGACGGGGCUCGUCUUCGAUCCAGUUUCCGGCGCGCCGGUGAAGAUGGGUGCCUUUAACCGAUCGCUGAAGGAAGUAUUCCGAGGCUCGCUAGCGGACGAUUCCCAGUUGGAUCUUGUGACUUCGUACAGUUUGCGCCGGGCUGGGCCUACAUGGGCGAGCGCGAUACAAUUGGACUGGGAAGCCCGAGUCAUCUCGGGCGGUUGGACGGAGGGGGGAGACAACCCCCGUCGGAACCAGAUGCCGAUCGUGUAUAAUGCGCGUCGGCGGCAAGCCGAGAUGUGCACGCGCCUGCACAUGGCCGGAGUGUUGUCGUGCCUGCGGACCGAUCUGGAGGCCCCAGCGCAGUGGGAGCAAGUGCGAUGCUGGGCGAGUUCUGCGCCAGGAAAAGUAAUGAUGGCCGACCUAGAGAAAGAGGCGCAGCAGCGGGUGGCGGUGUCGACCGUUCGUGAGAAGGCCGCGUUCUUGCCCCCGUCGGUCGUCGAGGAGUUGAGGCGGCAGAAGUUUCUCCGGAUAAUCGUG
Molecule: messenger RNA, 1008 nt
Organism: Prorocentrum cordatum
Lineage: Eukaryota; Dinophyceae; Prorocentrales; Prorocentraceae
Source: the annotation of a GenBank genome assembly